AUGGAUCCUGGCUAUUUCGAUGCGGAGAGGAAACAAAAUCCUCGGGAGAAAGCAAACAUAUUUUCAAAAAUCACGUUCUGGUACAUUCUGCCGAUCUUCGCUAAAGGAAGGAAGGGACAACUUAGUAUAUCUGAUGUAUACAGAUGUUCUCCAGAACACAGAUCCUCACCUUUGGGAGACCAGCUUGGCGCGAAAUGGCAGGAACAACUUAAUAAACAAAGUAUCGGAAAGAAGCCAUCCUUGAUGAAAGCUAUAUUUAGUGUUUUUGGUUUGGAAUUUACGAUAGUGAACACCCUGUAUUCUGUUGUGGACACAUCAGCUAAAAUAAUUAUACCCACCUGCCUUGAAGGCUUGAUAAAUUAUUUUUCUUCAACAUCCGGUGUUACAAAGUUUGAUGCCUACAUGUACGCUGUUGGUGUUUUGGGAUUAACUUUCAUAAGCGCCGUCAUAAUGCAGCCGACCAUAUUAUAUUUAUUUGAUAUUUCCAUGAGGGUCCGAGUCGCAACGUGUUCGCUCAUAUAUAGAAAGAUUCUCCGUCUUGAUAUAAACGCUGGCGGCAAGGCCUCCGAAGGUCUUUCUGGUCACGCCAUCAAUCUCUUGACCACCGAUGCCCAAAGGUUCGACAUGGCCUCCUUGUUCAUUAUGGACCUCAUAAGAACUCCGAUAGAGGGCGUGGUUGUGACCUAUCUGAUGUACAAACAAGUCGGUGCGUCAACAUUCAUUGGAGUUUCAUUGCUCUUCCUCAUCAUACCACUUCAAGCUUAUUUGGGUAAAAUAUCAAGCAGACUCCGACACCAGACAGCGAUUAGAACUGAUAAUAGAAUACGAUUGAUGAACGAAGUUAUACAAGGAAUAGAGGCUAUCAAAAUGUACGCGUGGGAGAAAGCGUUCGCACGGAUCAUAGGCGAAGCCAGGAGGAAAGAAAUGAACAUCAUAAAGAAAAUAUCAUGGUUACGAGCGAUUAUGAUAUCUUGUGUGAAGUUAAACUCAAAGAUCGCUAUAUUUCUGACCCUGGUUUCGUUCAUAUCAUUCAAGAACGAACUCACAGCAUCCAAAGUGUUCGUAGUAUUUUCGUACUACAAUAUCUUGAAGUAUUCCCUCGUGGACUUCCUAUCUUUGGCAAUAUCUUUCACAUUGGAGGCUCAAGUCAGUGUUCAUCGGAUGCAGGAGUUCCUCAUGCUGCCAGAAGUCGAUAAUUGUGAUGGAACUGACCUCGUCACUAUUGAAGGCCCAAAAAAUGUAGCUAUGAGCAGAAUCUUCGAGAAAAUUGGCAACGGACAACAGGCGUACAUUAAGUCUGAGUCUAGUCUGGAGCAGCUAAAGCCGGCUGUUUUCAUUAGUUUUAAAGACUACACCGCGCACUGGAAGAACUCGGAAGACGAAGAUGUGAAGAAUAGAGUACUGGCGCUCGACGACAUUAACUUAAACAUCAAACCGGAAACCUUGACUACUAUAGUGGGCACGGUUGGUUCGGGCAAGUCGACCCUGCUACUCGCCAUGUUGAGGGAACUAUCGCCUACUUCCGGUCACCUCUCUGUCCGUGGGACCAUCGCCUACGCUGCGCAAGAACCUUGGCUAUUUGAAGCCUCCGUCCGCCAGAACAUUCUAUUCGGUCAAGACCUGGACCUGCGCAGAUACAAGCAGGUCAUUAAAUGCUGCCAGCUGAAGAGUGACCUGGAAAUACUGCCUUAUGGAGAUAAGACGGUUGUUGGCGAGAGAGGUGCGUCAUUAUCUGGAGGUCAAAGGGCUCGCAUCGCGUUGGCUCGCUGUGUGUAUCAACAUGCAGACGUGUACCUAUUAGAUGACCCGCUGGCAGCUGUAGAUGCUAAGGUAGCCCAAGCUAUAUACGAGGAGUGUAUCCGGUCUUUCCUUCGUGAGAAAGCCACAGUCUUGGUCACUCAUCAUGUGCAGUACGCGCGGCACGCGGCUCAAGUGUGUGUCAUGAAAUUGGGCAAAAUCGUAGCUCAAGGGACCUACAACGACUUGAAGAACGAUGUCAAGGAGUUUGAAAAGCUGAUUGAGAUGGAGGCCAAGGACGAGGAGAAGAAAUUGAAGCAGAAGGGAGCCUCGUAUGAGAACCAGGACAGUCUGGUGAGGGAAAGAGAUGGAGAUAGAGUGUGUGUACGUGCGUGUGUGUGUGAGAGAGAGAGGGAGAGAAUUUGUGAGCACGGCCACAAACUCCGCUCACAGAGGUCAAUGUCCGAGGUGUCUCAACUGUCCUUCAACACGGAAGGAGAAAAUAUUAUUGGACCGGAAUUUGAAGGUGAAAAUCAGAGUGAGGGUUCAGUAGACUUCGGAGUAUACUUCUCGUUUAUAAAGAGCGGCGGAACCCAGUUCACGAUGCUAGUUCUGGGUUCGCUUUUCGUCUUCGCUCAGUUCUUCUACUCAGCUACGGACGUGUGGCUCAAAGAUUGGGUUACCAUAGAAGAGAUGCAGAGCGCUGAUAAAGCGAGCAAAAUGAAUAUGUCAAUAUAUAAUGCAUCAAUAAUGAACAACACAUCUACAAUACAAAAUACAUCUAUAAUAGAUAACAUAACUACUGCAAUAGCUGCCAACUCCAGCCUUCUCCGCUACGAAGACCUCCCUUCAAACUUGUUCCACUUAUCCCGUGAGCAGUGUAUAUACAUCUACGCGGCCCUCAUAGUGGUGUCCAUGUUUCUGACCUGGAACAAGUUGCUCGUGUUCUACAACACAUGCAUCAAAGCCUCCGUAGUACUCCACGAUACUAUGUUCAGAGGUGUGACGAACGCCCCGAUGUGGUUUUUCCAUCACAACCCGUCGGGUCGUAUCUUGAACCGCUUCUCCAAAGACAUGGGACAAAUAGACACGUUACUUCCCGUGGCGUUGGUUGACUGUCUCGGGUUCUUCCUUGAGGUGAUAGCGAUCCUGGCAGUAGUAUGUAUUGUUAACUGGUGGCUGCUUCUACCAACCGCUGUGUUAGCAUUCCUUCUGCAUCUCAUGAGAUCUCUUUAUUUAUAUACAAGUCGAGAAUUAAAAAGAGCAGAAGCUAUAGCCCGUAGUCCAUCUUUAUCUCAUUGUGGUGGUACGGUCCAUGGUCUGACCACAAUUAGAUCCUGCCACAAGCAGGUGACGCUCGCUAAGGAGUUCGAUAAACUACAAGACCUGCAUUCCUCCGCCUGGACCUUAGUCCUCACUACUAACAGCGCGUUUGGCUAUUGGAUGGACAUGGCUUGCUGCUUAUACUUAGCUGCUGUGACAUUUAGCUUCUUUUUCUUCAGUGAAGAAGACUCGAGUGGUGGUAACGUGGGACUGGCUAUCACACAAGUGAUGGGUUUAGUUGGCAUGUGUCAAUACGGAAUGAGGCAGACGGCCGAAGUGGAGAACCAAAUGACUUCUGUUGAAAGAAUUUUGGAAUACAUCAACCUCCCGGCGGAGCACCCUGUAGAGCCUGACAACCGCGCUCUGAAGAAUGAACACCCUGGCUUUGAUUUCAGCAAGUGGCCGAGUGAAGGCGAGAUAAUAUUCGAGAAUGUAUCUCUGGAAUACGAAAAGCCUCCGAAAAGUGACGGUAAAGUCGACCCGGAGCCGGCCUUCGCUAUAAAAGGAGUGAACUUUAAGAUAAACGCCGGAGAGAAGGUAGCUGUAGUGGGACGAACCGGCGCGGGGAAAAGCUCACUCAUAGCGGCAUUAUUCAAGCUGAGUAAGAUCACGGGUCGCGUGACUGUCGACAACAUCACGUCAGACGAGGCGGGUCUGCGUGCGUGGCGGGCUCGUCUCUGCGCCCUGCCGCAGCGGCCCGCGUUGUUCGCCGCCUCGCUCAGAGAUAAUUUAGACCCUGAGAGGAAAUACACUGACGCUGAGAUAUAUACCGCGCUGAAUGAGGUGGAGCUCCAAGGCCUAGUGUCUGGUCUGCCGGGCGGCCUGGCGUCCAAAGUAGGGGACGGAGGGGGGAACCUGUCCAGCGGACAGAGACAGCUUGUGUGUCUGGCUCGAGCUGCGCUGGCGAGACGAGCUGUGCUUAUACUGGAUGAAGCUACAGCUAACGUUGACACAGAGACAGACAAACACAUCCAGAGAACGAUUCGCACCAAGUUCGCUGACUCCACCGUACUGACCAUCGCUCACAGACUCAACACUGUCAUGGAUUAUGACCGGGUCAUUGUAAUGGACAAGGGUCGUGUAGUAGAAUCUGGUCAUCCGUACGAGUUGUUAACUCACCCUCAAGAUCCCUCGCGCCGCGCCCCGCCCACUAAGACCCAGGCUCCGCUCGCGUUGCCUGAAGACUUCCUCGCGGCUCCUGAGAGGCUGGAUGAGGAAGGAGCGCCGCUGAUGACGUCAUCAAGACACAGAACAUACUCCAACAGAUCGGAAGCACCUGAAUACUUGGGGCUGUUCCGGUCACUGGUGGAGCAGACGGGGCGCGCCACGGCCGACCAGCUCAUGACGCUCGCCAAGGAGAGUUACGAUCGUAUGAUGGAGAAGAAGACGUGCUGA
This is a messenger RNA of Danaus chrysippus (African queen), 4455 nucleotides long. The record is from the annotation of a GenBank genome assembly. Lineage: Eukaryota; Metazoa; Arthropoda; Insecta; Lepidoptera; Nymphalidae.